UGAAUGACAUCUUCUUCUCCGCUCUCAUUGGCCUAUUAUCGAGGAGUGGGCGGUGCCUACGGAGAUCUGUGCAAUAGGAAGACAGGAGGCGAGGCGGAAUUUCGAGCGCCAAACUGGGAUCUUUAAAGUGCGCUAUAGAGCGGCGUUCUGGUAUUGAAGCGGUAACGUGUGUCACGGCGUGAUCAUGGUGCGAACCAAGGCGGACAGUGCGGGCUCAUCUACCGGCAGCUACAGGAAAGCUGUUGCUGCCAGAGCACCAAGAAAAUCGUUUGGCGCCAGCCCUGGUUCCUCGAAUCAUUCAACAUCUCCCACUGGAAAGAAAUCUGAAGGCAAAUAUGCAGGGGGCAACCCUGUAUGUGUUAGACCUACACCAAAGUGGCAGAAGGGUAUUGGAGAUUUCUUUGGUUCUCCAUCAACAAGCCGCCCUGAAAAAGAAAACCGCGUGCCAUCUGAGGAUGAGGAGGAAGCUGGUGGCAGUGGAGUCGGGAAAGCCCCAAGGAAAUCUCGCCCUUUGCCUGAAGAAGAUGGAUCAGAUGAAGACUAAAACUCAGGAUAUUUUAGUUAAUGUAAAUUUGUAAAUAUUUGCCUUUUUUGUAUAAAUGUCUAUUUACAAUUCAUGUGACAUGAAUCAUUUUUAGCAGUUUAUUCUUUUUGUCUAAAACUAACUUUACACCUCACAUUUAAAGUUUCCCGAAAACAAUACAGCAGUUUCUCUAUUGUCUGAAGUAGUAUUCUGGUGGACCCCUAAAUAUAUUACAUUGGCUUAUUUUGUUUAAAGAACUAGACUAAUAAAACCAUUUUGAA
Molecule: messenger RNA, 804 nt
Organism: Hyla sarda
Lineage: Eukaryota; Metazoa; Chordata; Amphibia; Anura; Hylidae
Gene: PCLAF
Product: PCNA clamp associated factor
Exons: 4
Coding region: 185-544 (119 amino acids)
Biological process (GO): translesion synthesis; regulation of cell cycle
Cellular component (GO): nucleus
Molecular function (GO): chromatin binding
Source: RefSeq, a predicted model, not a curated record